Kwoniella shivajii is the source of this 1146-nucleotide messenger RNA. RefSeq lists its product as uncharacterized. The record is from RefSeq and is a predicted model, not a curated record. The coding region runs from base 1 to 1146 and encodes 381 amino acids. Gene Ontology annotation, molecular function: DNA binding; RNA binding. The transcript has 5 exons. Gene Ontology annotation, cellular component: nucleolus. Gene Ontology annotation, biological process: ribosomal large subunit biogenesis; ribosomal small subunit biogenesis. Lineage: Eukaryota; Fungi; Basidiomycota; Tremellomycetes; Tremellales; Cryptococcaceae.
AUGGCUACAACCACCAUCACACCUACUCCCGCCGAGGAUUUGAGGAAGUCACUGGAAAAUCAUAAUAAUACCUUCACGACUUUAUUGAGCCUCAUCCCUGCUCAAUAUUACAUAGCGCCCGAUCCUGAAGUCGUGGACAGUAAAUGGAUGAAAAACAAAAAGAGAAAAUCAGGUGAAGAGAUCAAAGAACAUAAGAGGAAAGUGAAACAUGACAAGCUCGAUCCAUCAAAUCACAAAACAUUAGAUCAAAUCCAAUCCAUCGAUUCAGAGACUAACGGAACCGUAUCAAACGAGAUAGUUGAAGCAGGACCAUCAAAUCCUCCACCGUCGACAUCGUCGAAUGCAAUAGCAUUAAAACCACUUGCGCCUUCAGCGUCAAUCUCUGAUCUGAGAGCUAAAUUACAAUCUAGAUUAGAUAAUUUCAAAAGACAAAGAGGAGUAACAGAUGACUACAUCAACAACCAAAAUGGAAAUGGAAAUGGGAAUCCAAAUGGUGAUGAUGCAUAUUCUAGAAACGCUUUGGAAGAAGAACGUAGAAGGAAAAGAGGUGAAAUGAGAGAUAAAAGAAGAAAUUUAAGAAAAGAAGAACGAAGGAAAGAAGGUGAAAAAGGUAAACCUACUAAAACCCAACUCAUCGUUCCUCAACCUCGUGAAGACCACUCGUCAUCACUGUCAUUCCCAUCAUUAUCCCUACCUUCUUCCAACAAAACCAAAACGAACAAAUCAUCUUUGAAACAACUGUCUAACCCCGCACAAGCUCUGGCUCAUCUGGAAAAACAUAAUGCCCACUUGGCCAGCUUACCAGAAGAUAGGAGAAAAGAAAUUGAAGAAAGAGAAAGAUGGGCAAAAGCUGAAGAAAGAGCUUCAGGUGUCAAAAUCGCCGACAGUGAGAACGUCUUGAAGAAAGCUGUUAAGAGGAAAGAAAAAGCCAAGACAAAGAGCUCACAACAAUGGUCCGAACGUAAGAGAGAAAUAGAGAAAUCGGCUACUGUCGCAGCUAAGAAACGAAAUGAUAACAUUGCCAAGCGAGUAGACGACAAGCGAAAUAAGAGGUUGGGGAUCAAAGAUAAAGGUACAGGUGCGAAGAAAGGUAAGGCAAGACCUGGGUUUGAGGGUAAGAAGGGUAAAGGUGGUGGUAAGAAGUAG